AUGUCGUGGCGCAACCAGGGCAUCACCGGCUCUAACAACAUUCCUCUAGGAAACCGUCGACGCAUUGGUGGCGACAGCAACGGCGACGAUGGAGCUUACAAUCCUUCUGAGCCGUCUGCUGGCCUCGACCUGAAGCGUGGUCGCAGCCCGACACGAGAUGCCGACGGUCCUUCGCGCCGCAAGAAGCGCAACCGGUGGGGUGAUGCGAGCGAGAACAAGGCCGCUGGUUUGAUGGGCUUGCCCACUGCCAUCUACUCGGCCAUGACUACCGAACAGCUUGAUGCCUACACGUUGCACUUGCGUAUCGAGGAGAUUACCCAGAAGCUGAAGAUCAACGAUGUUGUUCCAGCCGACGGGGACAGGUCACCUUCUCCUCCGCCGCAGUACGACAACUACGGUCGUCGUGUGAAUACGCGCGAGUUCCGCUACCGCAAGCGCCUCGAAGACGAGCGCCAUAAACUUGUAGAGAAGGCGAUGAAAACGCUUCCUAACUACCACCCACCGGCAGACUACAGGCGUCCUACUAAGACACAGGAGAAAGUCUAUGUGCCAGUCAAUGACUACCCGGAGAUUAACUUCAUUGGAUUACUUAUCGGCCCGCGAGGCAACACGCUCAAAAAGAUGGAGUCUGAGUCCGGCGCGAAGAUUGCGAUCCGUGGCAAGGGCUCCGUCAAGGAGGGCAAAGGUCGUUCUGACGCAGCUCACACCAGCAACCAGGAGGAGGACUUGCAUUGUCUGAUCAUGGCCGAUACCGAGGACAAGGUGAACAAGGCGAAGAAGCUGAUUCACAACGUCAUUGAGACGGCUGCGUCCAUUCCAGAAGGCCAGAACGAGCUCAAGCGCAACCAGCUUCGUGAGCUUGCCGCUCUCAACGGUACCCUCCGUGACGAUGAGAACCAAGCUUGCCAGAACUGUGGUGAGAUCGGCCAUCGCAAGUACGACUGUCCUCAGAAGCAGAACUUCACGGCCAGCAUCAUCUGCCGUGUCUGUGGACAAGCUGGGCAUAUGGCUCGCGAUUGCCCCCAGCGCAAGACUGGACAACCCUGGCGCAACGACAACCGUUUCGGCGAUCGCCCCCAAGCCAGGAUUGGCGGUGCCGAGAACGAGCUCGACAGCUUCCUCAACGAGAUGGGUGGUGGCGACGGGCGAUCCGCUGGAGCCAUCGAAUACAACGGCAAUGGAGGCGGCUAUGGUGGAGAGGAACAGCGCGCUGCGAAGCCUUGGGAACAGCGCCCAACUGGAGCGCCUGCUCCGUGGGCUCGUGGCAACGACCGCAGCGACGAUCGUGGCCAGGGCUCUUCUGCCGCUCCGUGGGCUAGUGCCGGUCAAGAUUCGUACAGCCAGGGAGGCUAUGGAGGCGGUGCAAGUGCAGGUGCAGGUGCUGCUCCGUGGGCUGCUUCUGGCGCCAACGCUUCUGCUUCUUACGGCUACGGAAACUAUGGAUACGACCAACAGGCUGCUCCAGGUGCCGCUCCUCCUGGCAUGAGCUCUUACGGCUAUGGUGCUGCUCCUGGCGCGCAGGCCGGCCCGCCUCCUGGACUUGGACCUCUCUUCCAAAACUAUGCUGGCAACGCUGGAAGCCCGCCUCCUCCACCUCCGCCUGGCUCUGCUCCCCGCCGCCUCCUCCAGGUGACGCUCCGCCCCGCCUCCUCCGUCCGACGCCCCUCCGCCACCUCCCCACCGCCGCAGUAG
Didymosphaeria variabile is the source of this 1692-nucleotide messenger RNA. It is a transcript of the gene BBP1, whose product is annotated as Branchpoint-bridging protein. The record is from RefSeq and is a predicted model, not a curated record. Gene Ontology annotation, cellular component: nucleus. Gene Ontology annotation, biological process: regulation of mRNA splicing, via spliceosome. NCBI's taxonomy places the organism in Eukaryota, Fungi, Ascomycota, Dothideomycetes, Pleosporales, Didymosphaeriaceae. Gene Ontology annotation, molecular function: mRNA binding; zinc ion binding. Bases 1 to 1692 code for a protein of 563 amino acids. The transcript has 5 exons.